AUGUCUUCAUCAUCAUCAUCUUCUGCUCCUUCAUCCCCCUUGGAACUUUCAUUUUCUGAUUCUUCUGCUCCCUCGGCUCCCCCGAAAACUGAUUUUAAAGAAUCCUGGAAAAUUCAAGGACUCAAAAUGGAUCUGGAAACUGAGAGAAAAGAGAUUCAGAAUCUCCAGGAGCAAUUGAAGAACGCCGAGUUGAAAAACUCGAUAAUCAGUCAAAAAAUGGAUAUAGUGGAAUGCGAAAAAGUGGAGAUUUUCAAUGAUUUAGUGAGAAAUGAGAAUGAGAUAAAGUGUCAAGACAUGGAGAUUGACCAACUGGAAGCCGGGAUUCGUAUGGCUGAGAAAUUGUUGAAGGAGCAGAAAGAGCAGCUGGAGGAGCUCCGUGGCAAUCAGAAGAAGGAGAAGAUAUGGAAUUACAAAGAGUCAUGGGAACUCCAUCAGAGCGUCAAGAAGAAUGAAAAGACGUGCGAAAAAGGAUUUUAUGGAUUAUAA
Molecule: messenger RNA, 486 nt
Organism: Caenorhabditis remanei
Lineage: Eukaryota; Metazoa; Nematoda; Chromadorea; Rhabditida; Rhabditidae
Exons: 1
Coding region: 1-486 (161 amino acids)
Source: RefSeq, a predicted model, not a curated record